AUGACAUUGAAGGAGCAAAUGGGCCGGCUUAAGGCGGACGAAGGUGCCAUUCCGGAGGAAGAAGAAGAAGAAGAAGAAGAAGAAGAAUUGUGGAUAUGUCGAAUUUUCUGCAGAUGGCUUAAAUUUCGACUCCGAAUAACCGUUUUCCGUUUGUCUUUGGUUCCAAUUGUGGGCCCUAAGGAAACCGCUACAGACCCUCCAAUUUCAUUGGCGGGCGGCUGCGGAGGAAGAGAAGAAGAAUUUGCAGGAGAAUCAGCGAACAAGAAGGGUCGGGCGAGAGAGAGGAAUGCGAGGAGGAAGAAGGUGAGAGAGAGUUAG
This is a messenger RNA of Striga asiatica, 318 nucleotides long. Lineage: Eukaryota; Viridiplantae; Streptophyta; Magnoliopsida; Lamiales; Orobanchaceae. The record is from the annotation of a GenBank genome assembly.